Messenger RNA from Danio rerio (zebrafish), 1233 nucleotides. RefSeq names its product smoothelin like 2 (gene smtnl2). Lineage: Eukaryota; Metazoa; Chordata; Actinopteri; Cypriniformes; Danionidae. The record is from RefSeq and is marked validated.
CUAACAGCAUUGAGCGAGAUGAGCCCAUUGAAGUGGAUCCAGCACCAAUUCCCCAAGGUUUGGAGAAUGGGCACUUAUCAUCAACAGAAAACUCUAUCGUGCCUUUGAGGAGAAACUCGCCACCCAAUGGUGUGUUACACGAACACUCAGCCCCUGUUCCCAUGGCAAUGCCACACCUGCCUAUCACAGCAACCACCAAAGUAGCUGACUCUACAGUUAUGAAGAGUCCUGAGUCGCCCAGUAGCCCAAUGCAAGCAACGCCUUCUGCCAUUACAGACUCACUGACAAACAGUCCACCGGUCACCAGUGAUAACCAGCCUCAACUAGAGUCUCCUGUUCAUGCAGUAUCAUCUGUGAAAACAUGGGCUCCGACUCCUGCCAGGACCAUGGGUUCUCCACGGCUUACUGAAAAAGCAUCUUCGGCUCCAGCCAAGUCAGUGACUUACUCUGGACUUUUCCCACACAAUACAGAUAGGAAUGUGGAUACGCCAGGUGAUUUAUCCUUCGGCAGAGGUAUUGAGCGAAGACGAGAACUUGUGAGGUCCCAGACUUUACCUCGAAAUAUAGGAGCCCAGGCACGAAGGUCUAUUUUUGAGAGGCUGGACUCUGAGAACAACAGUCGGCCCAAGCCAGUGGAUUCCAAACCAAAGCUGAAACGCUCUCAGAGCUUUGGCGUAUCCAGUGCUAGCAGUAUCAAGCAGAUUCUACUGGAAUGGUGUCGAUCCAAGACCAUUGGGUACCAGAACAUCGACAUUCAGAACUUUUCCUCCAGCUGGAGUGACGGCAUGGCGUUCUGUGCCCUCGUCCACUCUUUCUUCCCCACAGAGUUUGACUAUAAUGGUCUGACCCCUGCCGAGCGCAAACACAACUUUGAGCUGGCAUUCAGCACUGCAGAGAAGAAAGCUGGCUGUGAUAGGCUGAUUGAAGUGGAGGACAUGAUGGUGAUGGGCAGAAAGCCAGACCCCAUGUGUGUCUUUACUUACGUCCAGUCACUAUAUAACCACUUGCGCAAGUUCGAGUGAGGUCUCAGCCUCUGCACUACCCUCUGCUGGACAAAACUGAACUGUAGUUACUAAAGGUUUGGGUUGGAAUAUGUCCCAUGCCAGACAGACGCUUCUGCUGUUGCAUUUUAGUCAAGAAAAGGUCAUCGACUAUUUAUGCAGUCUUUGUGUGUGGCACGCUCUUUAUAGAAAUUGUGAGCCCUGGUUUAUUAAUAAAUAGCAUGAAGUUAAA